Asterias rubens (European starfish) is the source of this 1326-nucleotide messenger RNA. RefSeq lists its product as uncharacterized. The record is from RefSeq and is a predicted model, not a curated record. Bases 1 to 1326 code for a protein of 441 amino acids. Gene Ontology annotation, biological process: proteolysis. Lineage: Eukaryota; Metazoa; Echinodermata; Asteroidea; Forcipulatida; Asteriidae. Gene Ontology annotation, molecular function: aspartic-type endopeptidase activity. The transcript has a single exon.
AUGCCAUGGAAUUCUCCUUCAAUAACUCGACACCCUAACACAAUACCUGGUCAUCAACAACUUAUUGGUCCCAAUAAUGAAGACAUCGUGAAGAUUGACGACUUCAGUUACAGAGCACUAAUCGAUUCUGGUUCACAGGUUACUUCAAUAACAGAGGACCUAUGGAAAGAACACCCCAAACUCGGAAAUCUCGCUCUCUCUUCAGCAGAUGUCUCCAUCGAAGGUGCUAGUGGUCACCGAGUACCCUAUUUAGGCGUCAUUCCUGUAUCACUCACAAUCAUGAACGUUGUCUACGAAGACGUCCCAGCCUUUGUUGUACCAACAGAUAAGUACCGCAGAGAUGUUCCCAUUCUGAUAGGCACAAACGUGAUAAGAACUUCAAAAAGAGACCAACAGAUAAAGGGAGGUGUAAACUACAUGAAGCUACUCCAGAUAGAAAAUCCAGCAUGGCAUGCAGCUUUCAGCAACACUACCAACUCAGAACCUGGAGAUCAGCGUGGUUCGAUCGGUUACGCAAAGUACAUUGGUCGCUCUGUUCGUGUGAUUCCACCGGGAAAAGAAGAAGACAUCAUUUGUCAAGCGCCUAGUAACCAAGGUUUUCCCUACACGGUUGUUGUUGAAAAUCUUCUUCAAACCUCAUCUUGUCUGAAGGUUAGCAACUUGGUAGCAGACAUUGGUCCCAACUGCCGAGUACCUGUUAGACUGUGUAAUAUCUCAGCAAAGCCCAUUGUCAUCAAGCGCAACAGUAGACUAGCCCAACUGUCAUCCAUACUACGAGUUGAUGAUAUACCUGUUCAAGAGCAAUCUGGAAACUCUCCUUCAACCGCAAGUGUUAGAAGUGCCACAGUCACAGACACGGUGCCUACCAUCAUUCCAAAUCUUGAUUUAUCCAAAUCAGCACUCGAGAACGAGGCACAGACACAACAGCUGGACAAUCUCCUUCAUGAGUUCUCAGAUGUAUUUUCAUCCAACUCACUUGACUUUGGCUGUACCUCAACCAUCAAACACAGCAUUCCGCUCAUAGACGACCAACCAUUUCGACUCCCUCAUCGCAGAAUUCCAGCCGCUCAAUACCAAGCAGUUAAGGAUCAUCUGAAAGGAAUGGAGGAAUCAGGCGCCAUCCGCCGGAGUAAGAGUCCAUACGCCUCUCCAAUCGUGAUAGCGCACAAGAAAGAUGGCUCCCUCCGUAUAUGCAUCGACUAUCGUCAGCUGAAUAAUAAGACAGUUCGCGAUGCAUAUCCUCUUCCUCGCAUCGAAGAAGCUUUAGAUGCCCUUGGUAAAGCCCUUCUGUUCACGACGUUAGAUUUGACAUCAGGCUAUUGGUAG